UUCGAGUCAGCUGGUCGAGCUAGUCGAGGCGGCCGAGCCGAUCCGCUUUGUCAGUCCGCGCGUUUCAUGGAAGGGAUUAGGGUGGACGUGACAAUGAAGUUUGCCGUGUUUGUUUCCAGCACGUGCUGCACGAUACGUGACAGCUUGUCAAGCUGCAGUCUAUAUCAAGCGUAUAAGUUGCCCCGUUGUUACAAGUAGUCAAAGGCCUAAGGAGGAAACAUGAGGAGCAGGAGCAACUCUGGCGUCCGGCUGGACUACUACCAGCGCUUGCUGUACCGCACCAUCCUGAACCAUCAGGAUCCCGUCACUGGGCUGAUCCCAUCGCAGAAAUACGAGAACCAUGCGUGGGUGCGGGACAACGUCUACUGCGUGCUCUCAGUUUGGGGACUGUCCAUGGCCUACAAGAAGAAUGCAGAGCUUGACGAAGAUCGUGCCAAGGCGUACGAGCUGGAGCAAAGCUGCGUCAAGCUUAUGCGCGGUCUGCUCAUGGCCAUGAUGAAGCAGAAGGACAAGGUCGAGCGCUUCAAGGAGAGCCAGAGCCCUGCUGACAGCCUCCACGCCAAGUACAGCUCCGUGACGGGUAGCACCUGCGUCGGUGAUGGGGAGUGGGGUCACCUCCAGUUGGACGCUACUUCCGUGUACCUAUUGGUGCUGGCGCAAAUGACAGCAUCGGGACUCCAGAUUGUGUUUAGCCUCGACGAGGUGGCAUUUGUGCAGAACUUGGUGUUUUACAUAGAGAACGCUUACUGCAUUCCAGACUAUGGCAUAUGGGAAAGGGGUGAUAAGACCAACCACGGACUUCCAGAGCUGAAUGCCAGCUCUGUGGGGGCUGCCAAGGCUGCCUUAGAGGCCUUGAAUGAACUGGACUUGUUCGGUGGCAGAGGAGGACCACCUUCGGUCAUCCACGUGCUUCCAGAUGAAGCCCAGAAGUGUGAUGCGGUGCUGAACUCAAUGUUGCCACGAGAGUCGAGCUCGAAGGAAGUGGGGGCAGCAUUGCUAACUGUGAUUGGUUUCCCAGCAUUCUCUGUCACCGACCCAGAACUAAUCGAGACAACACGCCAGGCUGUCAUAGAAAAACUGCAGGGCCACUAUGGCUGUAAGAGGUUCCUUCGGGACGGCUACAAGACUGCGAGAGAGGAUUCUCGAAGGUUGCACUACGAACCCUGGGAACUGAAAGCAUUUGACAACAUCGAGUGUGAAUGGCCUCUCUUCUUCUGCUACAUGAUCAUAGAUGCCUGCUUUCGGGGUGAUGCGGGUAUGGUGGAUGAGUAUUCUGAAAAGUUGGAACAGCUUAUGACAAGGACAGAGGAAGGUCUCAGGCAUGUACCCGAAAUGUACGGUGUGCCAGCGGACAAAGUUCAUCUAGAAUCUGAGACACCCCACAGCCAGGCCAGGGUGCCGGUCGGGCAGGUCCCAUACAUGUGGUCUCAGUCCCUCUUCAUACUGGGUCGCCUUUUGCAGGAAGGGUUCCUUGCACCUGGCGAGUUGGACCCACUGAAUCGUCGCCUGUGCUCCUUGAAACGGCCCGAAGUGGUAGUUCAGGUUGUUUUGCUAGCCGAAGAUUCCUGUCUCCAGGAAAAGCUCUCGGCUAUCUGUGAGGACAUUCAAACAGUCAGUGAAGUGUGCCCUUUUGAAGUGCAGCCCGCUCGAGUGUUGGGGGAGCUUUAUUCCUAUCUAGGCCGAAAUAGCAAGCUCGGCCUUAAGGGUCGUCCAACUAAAGAUGUGGGCCUGUUGGCCACAAGCAAGGUCUACCUGCUCCAGGAUCGACUAUUUGUCUUCUCACCACAGAACUUGGACAGUGAGGAAUUUCACUUGGUGAACGACGUAGACCUAUUUGCAGACACGAUCUGUUCGAACAUUUCUGUGCUGCGAUCACACUGGAACAUCCUUGGGCGACCAACGAUGGUUGUGACACUUCAGCAAAGACAGCUGGUGAAUGGGAAGGUUCCGCUUAGCCUGCGCCAGACGAUUAAAAAGUUGUCUAGUGGCUACCUCAAUGGCACGAGAGUCUGCUUAGGCAAGCUCGGCGAUUUCAUCAGCACUUCCUGUAUCGCCAGUCUGGACUUCUUGAGGGAUUACGAAAAUGGGAACCCCGAGAGCUUGCCAACACAAGUGCGGGACUACCUCGACCGUGAAAUGCGGCGCACAUGGCUCAAUCGUCCCGGAGCCAUCAUGCAUGACUCUUUGCGAAUGGGCAUUCCAGGUGCUCGAUCCCGAAAAUCUGGCAUCGCAGGUCUCGUGAAACGCUCGCGCUCGAUCACCAGUCGAGACAGUUUUGACCUCGAGUUCAACACGUUCAUGCCAUCGUACUCCACCACAACUGCUAUCACCCCUCGGCGCGCGUCUCUCGAAGAGCAGGUGCCGCUCCGAGCGAUGUCAGAGUUGCACCUCGACCACGUUGCCGAGUGGGAGUUGCUGACAACCCUACGUGAGACUGAUUCUCUCGAGGAGCAAGGGGACAUCCUUCACUACCUCUCCGUCCACAAGGGCCUCAACUGGGACACGGGACUUGGCCAGCCGCACUCGGUGGUCACGGUCAAGGACCUCUUUCAGGACUUCUACGAACGGACCUGCCGAGAACACAAGUGGGGGCUGGUGCGACACUUUGCGAGCUGCCUCGGGAAGCGAGUUGAGGAUCUGGCCAAGUCGGUGACGGAUCUCCUGGUUCGCCAGAAGCAGGUUACGGUCGGCAUGCCUCCACACUACGAGGAGGUCAUCACUCGGCCGUUGUCGACCAAAGAGCUGAGAAUCAUCAUCGCGCGCGCCCACCGGAAUGACCAGAGCACGGCCAUGCUGACGCAGGAGCUGCUUGCCUAUUUGGCCAUGUUCAUACGGACCGACCCACACCUGUUCCGCGAGAUGCUGAGCUUGCGCGUCGGACUCAUCAUUCAGGUCAUGGCUGCCGAGCUGGCACGCGCCACAAAGUGCUCGCUACGCGACACGGCUGACCUGCUACUCAACCUCAGCCCCUUUGAGAUGAAGUCACUCCUGCAGAACAUCCUGAGUGGCCGAGAACUGGCUGCUGUGAAGAGCAUAACGGCAGUUAGUCCGGGAAGCUUUGCCGCCAAGUGCAGUGUCGUGGAUACCUUUGUCCACGGUGACGACGAGGACGACCCACAGGUGUCAGACCGCCAGGGGCAGUGGCUGCGCCGCCGGCGCCUCGACGGUGCCCUGAACCGCGUGCCCGUCGGCUUCUACUCGUGCGUGUGGCGCGUACUGGAGCGCUGUCCCGGGGUCUGGGCCGGCGGCCAGUGCCUUCAGCAAACGCUCACCCGGGAGAUGACACCCGGGGAGCUCAAGUUUGCGCUUCGCGUCGAAGAGAUACUGAACAAGGUUCCCGAGCCCGAGUACAGACAGAUGCUGGUGGAAGCCCUCAUGGUGCUGAACCUCAUCGUCGAGAACGAAGCCGUGACAAACUUCAGCAUGCCCAUCGACAUCGAGACCAUCGUCCAGAGGGCUCACGCCCUGUUUCUCGAGGACCAGCGCGCCUGCCGAGGAAACUCCACGCUGUGCUGCGCGGGCAGUGCACCCAUCAUUGCCUGCUGUCGGACAGCGGGGCUCUGUCAGCAUUUCCUCGACAGUGCACCCAGCGGCUGCUACGGCACCAUGAUGUACCUGGUUCGCUCAGUGGCCUACACGCUCCACGACCUCCCACAAUCCGUCCUGGAGUGUCCGCUUUCGUGAGGCCCCGCUUCACUCAACGCACAAGGACGAGGCCUUAUAUAGAGAAGGUCACAGCAAGUGUUAAGUUUGUGUUUGCAGGAAUUUUCGUCUGUCCAUUUUAUGUUAUGUUAUGUUGUCACGUGCACACUGGGUGAACAAAUCCAAAGAAUAUUUUUUCCUUGC
Messenger RNA from Rhipicephalus sanguineus (brown dog tick), 3846 nucleotides. RefSeq names its product probable phosphorylase b kinase regulatory subunit alpha. The record is from RefSeq and is a predicted model, not a curated record. Gene Ontology annotation, molecular function: calmodulin binding. Gene Ontology annotation, cellular component: phosphorylase kinase complex. NCBI's taxonomy places the organism in Eukaryota, Metazoa, Arthropoda, Arachnida, Ixodida, Ixodidae. Gene Ontology annotation, biological process: glycogen metabolic process.